AGGUUAAUGCCACUCACGCGCAUGCGCGCUCUAUAGUCUGUACGAGUCGUAAGGAAUCGCAUCAAUCUCACGUAUCAUAUAUAUAUAUAUAACAUACACAAAGCGAGAGAGCUCCAGUUAAUUUAUUUUAUUACGACAAAUCGAUCCCGGCCUUUGACGCGUACGAACGAAAAUUCAUUAGCGUGCCUUUUUUUCUUUCUCUUUUUUCGACAAACCUAACCUGGUAUUCCACAGUGAUCAUUGCUGAACGUUCGCGAAAGUUUUGGAUUGCACGAUAAUCCAAUUCUAACCUAACGUAGAGAAGGAGAGAAACGUUCUUUGAACUCUCGUUUCACAAUUCACGAUGUCUGCGAUUGGACUUCCUCUUACUAUCGAAUUCGGAGGUGGAGCAGAGUUGCUAUUUGAUGGAAAGAAGCGGCACGAGGUGGACUUACCCGGUGAGGAAUGGACGCUGAAACGACUGCUAAGCUGGCUGCGGGAUAACCUCUUGACAGAACGGCCCGAGCUCUUUAUGCAGGGCGACACGGUGAGACCGGGCAUCUUAGUUCUGGUUAACGAUGCCGACUGGGAAUUACUGGGUGAAGGCGAUUAUAAACUAUGCCCGCGGGACAAAGUGCUCUUCAUCUCGACGUUGCACGGUGGAUAGAAGGUACGAAUUUCCAAUAUUGAAAAUCUAGGAUAAGUCAUCUGAAUAUUGUAAACUUUUUUCAUGUACAUGAAAUAUUUUAUACUUCAAACUGCUACAUUUUAGAUGCGACAUGAGAAAAUAAAAUAUUUUUUUGUAAAGUAUA
Molecule: messenger RNA, 791 nt
Organism: Acromyrmex echinatior (Panamanian leafcutter ant)
Lineage: Eukaryota; Metazoa; Arthropoda; Insecta; Hymenoptera; Formicidae
Gene: Urm1
Product: Ubiquitin-related modifier 1
Biological process (GO): tRNA thio-modification
Cellular component (GO): cytoplasm
Source: RefSeq, a predicted model, not a curated record